AUGUCUUAUACUCAUCAGGACAUGUACACACAAAGUGCAGAGCGACCACGAUUGGUUACUGUGGUCCGACCGUGCGGUCACAGCACCCUCAGAAAGGUGACGGUGCUGUUGAACCGUAGGGGCGUGGUCUCGUACGAGCAGCUUCUAUUGGACGUCUCCGAGGCGCUGGGCUUCCCUCGCUGGCACAGGGCCAGAGUCACACGCCUCUACACACCACACGCACGAGAGGUGCGGGGCGUGUGUGAUUUCUUCCGUGGCGAAGCGGCGUUCCUGGCGUUGGGAAAGUCUCGUCCAGAGCUCCGGAGCGUCAAGGAGGCCCUGGAGGAGAUGUUCCCGCAACAUUCCCGUUACUGUGACGACGCGCUCCGUGCCUGGGAGAGGAGGUUACGACCUUCACCUGAUAAAGCUGCCAAGGCCGACAGCGGAUACAGCAAAGGGACGGACACACAGACAAACAUAACACACAUUCUAACCGAAACUCCACACACCCCUCUCACCCCCCCAAUCAAACUUCAGAGGGUCAGAGUGAAAAGCGGAACUAGAGAGAGACUUUCUUCACCGAUAGGUCCACUCACCCAGGAGGAGGAGCAAGGAGAGAUAGACACACUCCCUCCUCCACGCAGCAGGAACUGUAAGCUCUCUGAACGACCCAAUCAGAGAGCAGGGAGGGCUCCACUUCCUCCCGUAACCAGGAAGCAAAUAGGAAACAGACCAAACGACCUGGAAGUAGAGAAACCUCACGUCGGUCCCGCCCGACGCCACACUGGACCAAUCUGUAGGAUUGAGGAGGAGUCCCUCAGCCAAUCAGAACGUUCCUCCUCAGAUUCUAAACAGGAAGAGGCGGGGACUAAACCGGAAGGGAUCUUUGACCUCCCAUCUGACAAUAGUGAUGUCACUCUGUCGGAUAUUGAGCGUUGCUAUGAUAUCGGCCGCACGGUCGGAGACGGGAACUUUGCUGUUGUGCGUGAGUGUCGUCGGCGUGACAAUGGAGAAGCCUUCGCCGUAAAGAUUGUGGAGCGCUCAAAACUGAUUGGCCGAGAGCACAUGAUGCAGAACGAGCUGAGCAUUCUGAGUAGCCUGUCACAUCCCCGCGUGGUGCGUCUCUUCAUACACCACCACACACACACACACUCCUAUCUCGUCAUGGAGAUGGUUACCGGGGGCGACCUGUUCGAGGCGAUUGCGGAGCGUGGGAAGUUUCCGGAAGAGGAGGCGGGGCUGAUGGUGUGUGAUGUCAGUGAGGCUCUGAGAUACAUUCACAGCAAGACCAUAGUACACAGAGACCUGAAACCUGAAAACCUACUGGUGGAGCACAGUAGUGAUGGGGUCCGUAGGUUGAAGCUGGGUGAUUUUGGUCUAGCCAUGGUUGUAACAGAACCCAUCUUCACUGUGUGUGGAACACCCACCUAUGUCGCCCCGGAGAUCCUCUCAGAGACAGGGUAUGGUCUGCCGGUAGACCUGUGGGCUCUGGGGGUGGUAGUCUACAUCCUGCUCUGUGGGUUCCCUCCGUUCCGGAGGAGAGACAGAGACCAAGAGGAGCUGUUCCAUCUGAUCAGAGAGGGACACCUCACCUUCCUGUCCCCUUACUGGGAUCACAUAUCUGAUGGUGUGGGUCCCCCGGUGCUGCGGGACGCCAGCCCUGGGCUGGGGGCGUUGCCCACAUUCGACACCACCAGCGGCACACCGUGGAGCCGCCCGGCCCCGACAGCCAAAUCAUCCCUGCCGAUGCCUACCUCUCGCCUUCCAAGCGGACACAUCACGAUCAAGUCGGACGCCACGCAUUGCACAAGCCUGGGGAGUAGCCUCAGGAGAACAGCCAGCAACCCCAAGGUGGAAAGCGGCUACGAUGAGAAUCCUGUAGGGCAGGUGGAGCACAUUAACAAUCCACAGAAUGCAACCAACAGCCCAAAGGAGUUCAAGGGCACUUCGCUUUAUUGA
Messenger RNA from Coregonus clupeaformis (lake whitefish), 1938 nucleotides. Its product is annotated as serine/threonine-protein kinase DCLK3-like. The record is from RefSeq and is a predicted model, not a curated record. Bases 1 to 1938 code for a protein of 645 amino acids. The transcript is spliced from 9 exons. Gene Ontology annotation, molecular function: protein kinase activity; ATP binding. Gene Ontology annotation, biological process: protein phosphorylation; intracellular signal transduction. NCBI's taxonomy places the organism in Eukaryota, Metazoa, Chordata, Actinopteri, Salmoniformes, Salmonidae.